AUGCCGCCCGAUAGACUAAGUCCACUGCUCCACCAGUUCGUGAGGUAUCUCCGCAAUCAUAGGCAUGGAAAGUUCCAAUCACAAUUUCAGACUCAUGCUCGACACAUCUCAGGUCAUCGUCCAGGUUGCCAAUUCCAAUUCCGUGGAAUUUCAAGCACGGCUCAGACUAUACCCGAGGUAACUACGACAGAAAACAUCUCUCCGGAAAAAAAUGUUGGGGACAUUUGUCCAGCAUCAACAACCUCAGGCAAUGAUCCAUCAAGGAAAGCGACAGCAAAGAAAAAUGUAGCAAUACUCUGGGAUCUAGACAAUAAAAGGCCUUACAUCCUCCCCGAGACUCUUGCUAACGCAAUCCGCUCUUUCGGUGCGAGCCGAGGGAAGAUCGUAGAGUAUUCAGCUAUGGCGAAUGUCGUUGCUUUUAGGGGGUUACCACUUGCCGCGAUCGAAUUGAAAAAGGAACGACAGGCAUUUAUGCAAGACGAAGCAAAGGGUUUAUACAAGCCGUCCGAGCCAUAUAGGUGUCCCGUGUGCGGAGCAAAGUCCCCCACAAUGGAAAAAAUGAAUAAGCAUUAUGACCAGCUUCAUGCUCGGGAACUGAAAAAGAAAUGGACUCAUAUUCGCACCACUAAAAGCAGCAAAAAAAGGACGACAUUGUUGAAAGAGAUUCAAAAACGCAGAACGGCUCACAUGAAGAUCAAGUUUCCCGAAAACGAGCACAAGGUCUUUCAAAGUUUGGAAAGGGCCGGCGUUCUGGUUCGAGUAGUCAAGCAAACACCUCAGGCAGCUGACGCGAUGCUCAAAGGUCGAUUCGGUACAGUCAUCCGGGAAAAUGAAAACGUCGUAUCCAUUAUCAUUUCAGACGACUCUGACUUUUGCGACAUGGUAAAAUCGGCAAGGAGACGCGGCGUGUACGUCAUCGUCAUAGGUGACUACCCAGAUAGCAGGUUAGCUCAGGUUGCUAACGAGUGGUUCUCGUGGCGGACUUUAAACAUGAACGUGGAUUUAACUGGGAAAGCUGAAAUCGUUUCCCCUGGAAGGAAAAAGAAAGGUCCGACUUACGUUGUUGACGAUGAUGUUAUGGAAGAGUUACUCGCUAUGGAGCCCGGUGACGGGUAUGGUGAGACGGGAGAUGAUGAGUGGCUAAAGGAUUUCUAA
Molecule: messenger RNA, 1155 nt
Organism: Hypoxylon fragiforme
Lineage: Eukaryota; Fungi; Ascomycota; Sordariomycetes; Xylariales; Hypoxylaceae
Exons: 1
Coding region: 1-1155 (384 amino acids)
Biological process (GO): carbohydrate derivative metabolic process
Molecular function (GO): RNA nuclease activity; carbohydrate derivative binding
Source: RefSeq, a predicted model, not a curated record